Messenger RNA from Pteronotus mesoamericanus, 823 nucleotides. RefSeq names its product tRNA methyltransferase activator subunit 11-2 (gene TRMT112). The coding region runs from base 278 to 655 and encodes 125 amino acids. Gene Ontology annotation, biological process: rRNA (guanine-N7)-methylation; peptidyl-glutamine methylation; tRNA methylation. Gene Ontology annotation, molecular function: protein heterodimerization activity. The transcript has 4 exons. The record is from RefSeq and is a predicted model, not a curated record. NCBI's taxonomy places the organism in Eukaryota, Metazoa, Chordata, Mammalia, Chiroptera, Mormoopidae.
CAUAUGAUUUUUCACUGUACGUGAUUUGUUGAGCGUAAAGGUGUGGAACCAACACCACUGGGCCUGUACUGUAGCAACCUCCUGCCGACGCUUCCGGUAGCAACGCGUGAUCCGAUCUGGCCUUCGCAACACCGCCUAACGAGCGCCGGAAGUUCCAGCAAUUCGCCACUUCCGUUCCUCCCGGCUGUGCAAUAGGAGAGAGCGGAGCAGCCCCGGAAGUGACGAACUCAGUGUCUGCUCCCUUCCGGUUCCGUCCUCGUGAGAGUUUUGUUGAGACAUGAAGCUGCUUACCCACAAUUUCCUGAGCUCGCACGUGAAAGGGGUGGGACCCCGUGGAUUCCCCCUGCGCCUGCAGGCCUCCGAGGUCCGCAUCAUGCCUGUGGAGUUCAACCCUGAAUUUGUGGCGCGUAUGAUACCCAAGGUGGAGUGGGCGGCUCUUCUGGAGGCGGCCAAUACCUUGUGUCUGGGCGAGGUGCCCACAGAGCCGACUCAGGGGUAUGAGCAAGAUGAGACGUUUCUGAGGCAGAUGCACCACAUACUGCUGGAGGUGGAGGUGAUGGAGGGCACCCUGCAGUGCCCAGAAUCUGGACGUGUGUUCCCCAUCACCCGCGGGAUCCCAAACAUGCUACUGAGUGAUGAGGAAACCGCGGCGUAAUCAUGCCAGGCAUCAGUUUUUCAUACUGUGACCGUGUGUAUCUUUGUUUAUGUAUAUUCCUGUUUGUUAAUUUUGUAAAGUGUAUCCCCAGCUUUGACCCAGUGACACACCACACAGUGUUCUUGAGCUCGAUAUAUUUUUUUUCUCAUUAAAGGUUCAAAACCAAAA